This is a messenger RNA of Daphnia carinata, 1545 nucleotides long. RefSeq names its product mannose-1-phosphate guanyltransferase alpha-like (gene Gmppa). Lineage: Eukaryota; Metazoa; Arthropoda; Branchiopoda; Diplostraca; Daphniidae. Gene Ontology annotation, cellular component: cytoplasm. The record is from RefSeq and is a predicted model, not a curated record. Gene Ontology annotation, biological process: biosynthetic process. Bases 150 to 1418 code for a protein of 422 amino acids. The transcript is spliced from 8 exons.
AGAGUAGACAGCAACACAGCAGUAAUAAAUGAAAGUGCGGAAUAAAUUGUCCACGUAUACGGUGUAGCACGAGCGCAACAGGCAUUUAGCUUUCACUUGAAUAAUCAGUGCGCCAACAGAGGAGCUUGCUUUGAUAUAUCCUGGCUAUAAUGUUGGUUAAAGCUGUAAUUUUAAUUGGAGGCAAUCAGAAAGGUACAAGAUUUCGCCCAUUGUCUUUGGACCUCCCUAAACCACUAUUUGCAGUUGCUGGGUUUCCCAUAAUACAACACCAUAUUGAAGCAUGUGUCCAAAUCCCAUUUUUAAAGGAAAUCAUCAUUCUUGGCUAUUAUGCUGUUAGUGAAAUGUCCCAGUUUGUUCUAGAUAUGGUUCAGCUUUACAAGAUAAAUAUAAGGUAUCUUCAAGAAUUUGAACCUCUGGGAACUGCAGGGGGUUUAUAUCAUUUUCGAGACCAAAUUCGCUGUGGGAAUCCAGAUUUUUUCUUUGUGUUGAAUGGAGAUGUCUGUGCUGAUUUUCCUUUAACUGAAAUGUUGGAAUUUCACAAAACUCAUGGAGAGAAACAGAAAGCAAUAGUGACUCUAAUGGCAACUGAAGCUACACGUCAGCAGAGCCUUAUAUAUGGUUGCAUAGUAGAAAACAAGGAAAACAACACAUUGGAACAUUAUGUGGAAAAGCCUUCUACAUUUAUCUCAACAUUGAUCAACUGUGGAGUCUACAUUUUCUCACCAGAAGUUUUCCAUCAAAUGGCCAAUGUGUUCAAUAAGAAACAAAUGGACUUUUACAAUGUGGAAAACGGAAGCAGUAUUGAAAGGGAGGCGUUGUACUUGGAAAAAGAAAUUCUGAUGCCAUUGGCAGGGACUGGGAAAGCUCUUGUUUAUCAAACCAUCAAGUGGUGGUCUCAGUUAAAGACUCCCGGUGCGGCAAUAUAUGCAAAUCGACACUAUCUCAACCUUUUCAGAGAAAGAAGACCUGAAAGGUUAGCCAAAAGCGUUCAGCCGACAAUAAUAGGCGAUGUUUACAUUCAUGCAACUGCUAAUGUUCAUCCUACUGCUGUAUUAGGUCCGAAUGUUAGCAUUGGUGCUCAUGCGACAAUCGGUUACGGAACUCGAAUAAAGGAAUCCAUUGUUCUAGCUCAUUCACGAAUAUUGGACCAUUCUCUAGUUCUAUAUAGUAUUAUCGGAGCAAAUAGUGAAAUUGGAUGUUGGACGCGGGUGGAGGGAACUCCGUGUGAUCCUAAUCCAGAUAAACCAUUCGCCAAAAUGGAAAAUGCUCCGCUUUUUAACGAAGAGGGAAAGUUAAAUCCCUCUAUAACUAUCCUGGGUAAUAAUGUGACGAUUCCAUCUGAAGUUAUUGUCCGUAAUUCUAUUGUGUUACCUCACAAAGAGUUGACGCGAAGCUACAAUAACGAAAUCAUUUUAUAAUGAACCCUUUUUCAUGGUACUACAGAUUUUGUGCUUGAACGAUAUUUCGGUUGAACGAAUUUGGUGAUUAUCAUUUGAAAUCCUUUACGGACAGAUGGUUUCACACACCAAGUGGCUUUAUUAAUGA